Trichoderma gamsii is the source of this 1128-nucleotide messenger RNA. RefSeq lists its product as hypothetical. The record is from RefSeq and is a predicted model, not a curated record. The coding region runs from base 1 to 1128 and encodes 375 amino acids. The transcript has 3 exons. NCBI's taxonomy places the organism in Eukaryota, Fungi, Ascomycota, Sordariomycetes, Hypocreales, Hypocreaceae.
AUGGCAACCGCAGCGUCAACUUCAGAAUUAUUGGCAGCGAAAUCAAAAAUAUCUCCAUGGCUAGACGAGGAGCCUGGAGCUUUGCAUGUCGACAAGGUCUUGGAACAGGUCUCACAGGAUGACCAGGACGAGUGGGAAUAUGAAUACUCCACGACUGAGACGGAGGUCUACUAUCUAACGCUUGAUCUAUCAUACCCCGAGUUCAAAGAGCGCCCAGCAAAGGCUCAUCAUCAUAGCCGUGGAGGAUAUUACAAGAAUUGGUCCGACCAGUACGCUGAUAACAAUAAUGCAGACGUCAAGCACGAUAAACAAGUUGUUGGUCCACACGACUCAGGUCAUAACGAGAUUAACAACGUCGAAGACGACGGCCAGGGCAAUGGUGGCGCCCCUGAAGAAGAAAUUCAAGAAGAAGAUGCACCUGGAGAAGAGGAGGAAAAUGAAGAAGACGCCAAUAUAGAUCCCCGUCUAAGAGCGAUUAGCAACCCUACGAAAGUUGCGAAGCCAGUGCAGAAGGACAAAGGGAAAGGAAAAGAGAGAGAAGAUGCGGCUAUGAAAGAGGCGGUUGAGCCAAUAGCAGAUGAUAACGACUCUAACGAACCUCUGGAAGAGAUUCAGAUACUGGAACUCCACUCUCGCAACCCGAUUAUAUCCUACAGAGGCCGAGUGUUUGAGGGUCAGUGGGCAGAAGUUAUCGGAACAGAGGCAAUCUUGGCAGAUCGCGAGGCCAAAAAUGCUACCCAAUUACCCGCGCUUCGCCAUCUCUCUGGCGGUGUGGAUAUUCUUGGGGCCAGCUCCUCCCGUAUCCUGACCACUGAAAAGACUUUGAAACCCAAAGGCGUACAGAAGGACUCAUUGAAGGCUAUUCGCGAAGAAUGGAACAUUCGCAUCCCCCCGGGGAAAGAUAGAACAGGCGAGAGGGCGCAACAGCUGCGUUUCUUAGAGAAUCUGAUCGCCCUCAAGAAGAAAAGGGGGGACGAAGAUGAAGUUACCGUUUAUGCGGUGGAUGGCGCUGGAAAGGACUUUGAUGAUAGAAAGGGGCCUGAUUUCAAACCUAGGAGGAAAAAGCCUAGUCUUGGUGUGGAACAAAGCAAUGGUGCCAGCCAGAGCGACAGGGGGGAACGCCGUUAA